AACAUUGACGUUGUUGUAUUUCAUUGAACAGCUGAGCAGAAACAGAUUUGAUUUCGUGUAACCAUUUUUAUCGCACUGACCAAAAAACAGCAACAGAACACGUGACCGCCGCGCUCCAUCCAUGUCUCGGAGCUCGUGUCUUCCGGUCUGACGAUCAUUUCCGGGCUCCGCUCGUACAGUCUGGGUAAAGAUGGCCGCCCGCUGAUCGGGACGCGCGGUUAUAUCAUGCGAACAUGUCCCUCGUCCGGCUCUGCUCCUUCGCCGCCAGCCUCCGCGGCUCGGUGGGGGGGUGUGCGGUCCGUGCGGGGUCGGCGGGUCGCUGCGAGCUCUGCGUCCGGGCGAAGAGUCGCUUUUCAGGAAUCUCUUCGCUUUCUCAAAGAAGAACCUUUUCCACGGUCAUUCCGAAGUCGGAGGACAUGAAGAAGCGUGUUCUGGAACAGUGGCAGCUGCUGGACGUCCUAGAAGCCAGGAUUCAGCAGCUUCAGACCGACGUGGCUUCAGACGUCCAGAAGGUGCAGUUCAUAAAGGUUCCCGCUCACGGAAGGGCCUUCUCCUCUGGAAGGACUCACAAAGGCUCUCCUCAGGAGAAGCCGGACAUUCCCAAAUCUGGAAAGCCGGUUUCCAAAGGAACCAAGUCCAGCCGCUGGAUGGAAAAACUAACUCGGGAGAAGAAGAACAAGCUGAAGAAACAGCAGCACCUCCAGCAGAAGCUGCAGACGAGUGUCAGAGACCAGAACUCGGCAAAGUCUAAAGGAAGUCCGACGGCGUCCGGAACGGCGCACAAAACCGUCUCCUCUAAGGCCAAACAGAACCGUUUGAAACUGUCGGAGGAAAUCCAAACCGCCGUUUCCUCGGCAGCCGCGUCCAAAAAACCAUCGAAGAAGAAACAGAAAGACCCGAAAAACAAGGUUCCUGACAGUGACGGGAAGGGCGGCGGGGAGCACGCCCGGCUCCGGGACGAGCAGCUGGCAGAAGCCGAGGAGCUCGACGGGAAACUCGGCGGCCAAGCCGUCCAGCGGUUGGCCGCAGAGCAGCUGCAGCUCGACGCCGAGGGAGCGGCGAGCGGAGACGUCCAGCUCAGCAUCCGCUCCUACCUGGAGGCCUGCGUCUUCAUGGGGGACCUGGAGCGGGCCCAGCGCUUCCUGCUGAGUCAGCACCGAGUCCGGAGUCGACGGAAGCUCCUGAACACCGGAGUCUACAACAUCAUGAUGAGGGUCUGGGCCAAGAAGGGCUCGCUGAAUCAAAUCGGCCGCGUCUUCAUCCUGCUGGAAGAAGCUGGUCUGAAGCCCAACCUGGGCUCCUACGCCGCGGCUCUGGAGUGCAUGGGCCGGAGUCCCCACUGCCCCCCCAAAGUCAUCUCCAGGUGUCUGAACCAGAUGGAGGAGGACGGGCUGACCCUGGAUGACCUCUUCAGCAGCUGCGUGUUCCGGCGAGACGAGAAGGACAUGCUGCUGAAGGCCGUCUGUGCGGUGGAGCCCGGGUACGAGCCCCGCCCACAGGUGCUAACCAAUGAGAGCUGGUCACCGCUGGUCCAUCCGUUCUACACUCAGAGGCAGCAUCACCGCUACCCGAAGCUGGACCUGCGUCAGGAGGAGCUGCAGGAGCGUUUCCUGCAGCAGCUGAGCGUGGAGCAGGCGUGCACCGUCACCAUCGACUCGGUGGAGGCCACCAAGCCCGUCACGGACAAGAUGAGGAGAAUGAGGGAGCUGCUGGCAGAGCAGCGAGCGCUCUGGGGGAAGCUCCUCCUCCAGGCGCUGAGGGAGAGCAAAAUGAUCCUGGCCAACGCCAACACCAGGGACUACCGGCUCAACCUGUACCCCUACCUGUGUCUGCUGGAGGACGGCGAGUACGUGGACAUCAUGAUACAGAGUGUUGCCAACAUGCCCCCCAGUGGAGAGUCGCUGAAGGUUCUAGCUCGAGACCUGGGGAACAAGGUGUACACCAAAUACUGCGUCCGGCAGAAGAUCCAGAACCAGGUGGUGGAGAAGCUGGGAAGCAUCUACGGCGCGUACACGCAGCUGCUGGCCAAAGACACUCAGGUGUCCCGCCUCCUCCCCAGCGAGUGCUGGACCCGGCUGCAGGCGGAGCAGAGCUCGGGCCCCAGCCUGGAGGGCGACGACACCUGCUGGCCCCACAUCGUCACGCUGGAGCUGGGCACCCACCUGGUGGACAUGAUGGUGAAGAGCCUGAAGAUCCACAGCGACGUCCUGAACCCGUCCCAGGACAGGAAGCUCAUCCCCAUCCUCUACCACAUGUACACCUUCCGCAGCACCCGCCAGGUUGGCUUCAUCAAGCCCCACCCCAUCCUGGUCCAGAUGCAGCAGGACGCCAUGGAGACCAGGCUGACCUUUGACUCCUACGUGAUGCCCAUGCUGUGUCCUCCGGUGCCCUGGACCUCGGUGAAGUUCGGCGCGUACCUGCUAACGCCGACCAAGCUGAUGCGCACGGUGGAGGGCGCCACGCAGCACGAGCAGCGGCUGGAGGAAUCCCGGCAGCUGCAGCCGGUGUUCGACUCCCUGAACCAGCUGGGAAACUGCGCCUGGAGGAUCAACGAGCCGCUGCUGGACAUCAUCAUCUCCAUAUUCAACCACCGCGGAAGUGAUAAGCUGGACAUCCCUCCCCCCAUGUCAGAAGCCCCCAAAAUCCCCCACUUCAACCCUCAGGACCCCGCCUACACGGCGAGCCAGAAGGCGCUCUUGAAGCGCGAGGUGAUCAGCGCCAAGAAGAAGAGCAGCGAGAUGCACAGCCUGCGCAUGGACGCUCUCUACAAGCUCUCCAUCGCUCAGCACAUGCGCAAGCGGACCUUCUGGUUCCCCCACAACAUGGACUUCCGGGGCCGGACCUACCCCUGCCCGCCCUACUUCAACCACCUGGGGAGCGACGUGACGCGGGCCAUGCUGCUGUUCGCAGAGGGAAAGCCUCUGGGUCCCAAAGGCCUGGACUGGCUCAAGAUCCACCUGGUCAACCUGACGGGUCUGAAGAAGAAGAGCUCGCUGCAGGGCCGGCUGCAGUACGCCAACAGCAUCAUGGAGGACGUCCUGGACUCUGCAGACGACCCGCUCCACGGCAGGAAGUGGUGGAUGAACGCCGACGAGCCGUGGCAGGCGCUGGCGUGCUGCAUGGAGAUCGCCAGAGCGGUCCGGUCUCCGGAUCCCGCCCAGUUCCUCUCUCACUUCCCCGUUCACCAGGACGGCUCCUGUAACGGCCUCCAGCACUACGCCGCUCUCGGCAGGGAUGUGAUCGGGGCCAUGUCCGUCAACCUGGUGCCCUGCGACGAGCCGCAGGACGUCUACAGCGGAGUCGCUCAGCAGGUGGAGGAGCUGCGAGCUCGAGACGCCAAAGACGGCCUGAAGAUCGCCCAGGUGCUGGAGGGCUUCAUCAGCCGGAAGGUGGUCAAGCAGACGGUGAUGACCGUGGUGUACGGCGUGACGCGCUACGGGGGCCGCCUCCAGAUCGAGAAGAGGCUGAAGGAGAUAGAAAACUUCCCUAAGGAGCACAUAUGGGACGCUUCGCACUACCUGGUGCGCCUGGUGUUCAGCGGCCUGAAGGAGAUGUUCACAGGAACCAGAGAGAUCCAGGAUUGGCUGACGGAGAGCGCCAGGCUCAUCUCCAAAUGUGGCCACACCGUGGAGUGGGUGACCCCCCUGGGAUUACCCAUCAUUCAGCCCUACCAUCGCACACGCAGCCAAGUGCUGAAGAGUUCCAUCCAACACAUCAACCUGCAGAUCAGCCACGACACCAAACAGAGGCCGGACACGGUGAAACAGAAGAACGCCUUUCCGCCCAACUUCAUCCACUCUCUGGACUCCACCCACAUGAUGCUGACGGCGCUCCACUGCUACAGCGCUGGUCUGACGUUCGUCUCCGUUCACGACUGUUUCUGGACCCACGCCCUCACUGUGGACACCAUGAACAAGGUGUGCCGGGAGCAGUUUGUGGCCCUGCACAGCCAGCCCAUCCUGCAGGAGCUGUCCGACUUCCUGCUGCACAAAUACUGCUCUGGGCUCUCGACUGAAGCCAAAACCAAGAAGUAUCAGGAGUACAGGAGGCUGAUGCUGCUCCUGACCAGCGUGCCUCAGACAGGUGAGUUCGACCUCCAGCAGGUGAAAGAGUCCACGUACUUCUUCAGCUGAGCUGCUCAGGAGCCGCAGCAGAACGGCGAGCAGAACUGACCGGAUCCCGGGUCAUGGCGGGGGCGGGGCUGAAUCCAUGCCAUCUGGAGCUGUUGGAGGCGGAGUCUGUGUGACUGGAUGAAGGUGGAGCGCUCGGUCUUCAGAGAUGAAGCCGUUAACCGAUAAGCUCCUCCCACAACCUCUAUUGGAUCUGACUGUCGGCGCGUUUGUGGUUCUUUGGAGUCGAGACCUCUGGAGCGCUGACCCCGCCCCCAAGCAGGAAGUGGAGGAUCCUCGAGGACGGGCGAGGAAGAGAGGAUCAGAACGUUGGCCUUGGAUUAAGUUUUUUUAAGUCUCCACCUUCAUUUGUGUCGGACCGGCAGAUCCGACUGUUGUUUUAUUCAUCCGCUCGUUUGAUGGUCGGCGCUCAAAGCCUCCGCUCGCCAACCGGGAUCACAUUUUCUGGGCCGCAGAUGUAAAAAUAGCAAACUAUUGCUGGAACCGUUCCUGCAGCUUCAGACGAAAGGCCAAAGUGGGCGUGGCCAAACUGUGACAAUGAGAUGAAUUGAUGUUUGGGGAUCAGAAACGGAGCUUUGAUUCGGUCUCCAUGCCGACGCUCGGAUCCUCUAAUCGUGAGCUUGUUUGAUGACAUUUUGUUGGUUGAACUCUUAAGUUACACUUUUUUAAUAAAAAAUGUUCAAAUUCAAGAUUGUACAUUAAGUCUCAAUGUCAAAUUGUUUUAGUAUACACAUUUUCAGAAACAGAAUAAAUGUAAUUGCUCUUUAGA
Messenger RNA from Oryzias melastigma (Indian medaka), 4899 nucleotides. RefSeq names its product polymerase (RNA) mitochondrial (DNA directed) (gene polrmt). The coding region runs from base 234 to 4133 and encodes 1299 amino acids. Gene Ontology annotation, biological process: mitochondrial transcription. The record is from RefSeq and is a predicted model, not a curated record. Gene Ontology annotation, cellular component: mitochondrial DNA-directed RNA polymerase complex. Lineage: Eukaryota; Metazoa; Chordata; Actinopteri; Beloniformes; Adrianichthyidae. Gene Ontology annotation, molecular function: protein binding; mitochondrial promoter sequence-specific DNA binding; DNA-directed RNA polymerase activity. The transcript is spliced from 21 exons.